This is a messenger RNA of Aricia agestis (brown argus), 1180 nucleotides long. RefSeq lists its product as uncharacterized. The record is from RefSeq and is a predicted model, not a curated record. Lineage: Eukaryota; Metazoa; Arthropoda; Insecta; Lepidoptera; Lycaenidae. The coding region runs from base 342 to 833 and encodes 163 amino acids. The transcript is spliced from 2 exons.
GACUUCCAAAUGCAAAGCGAGAUUUGUAGACGCUUGUGCCUUGUGAACGCUUGCUCAGGCUUGGCAAGCGUGGAAACGUAACAAUAUAUCUUAUUUCGCGUUGAUCGAUCGUUAUCUUUUUGUUAUGCAGUUCUUCAGCAUCACAUUAAUCAAUAUUGAAAAAAAGUGAGAAAGUGGGAUGUGGGAUGUUUUCUGUUGUUUUGGAACUAAAAGGUAAAAUUGAAAUAUUAUUUUUACCUGUGAUUUUUCCAACGAAAUCAUAACGAAAUAUACUUUGCACUUUCCCCGUAUAAUUUUAUUGGGCUGUCUACCUACUACCGACACGCACCGAGCCAACUGCUAUGUCUGGCGAUAUACAACUGCUGGUCCAAGGCUUAAAGGAACUCCAAGCUGCUAAGUUCGACACUCGGGCGGACAUUCUAGCGAGCUGCCACCAAACCGGCCGAGUUCUAGAUCUCAUAUACGAUUUGGGCACAGAUAAAACUGUAAUAUCAGACGAAAACAAAGCUAUCAUAGGCCCGCUGCUCGAAAGCUCGAUAAAGUCUAUCGAAAUCGAUGUGAAAAGUUCUGCGCUAAAAUACAGGAGAAGAUUGGACACGGAAGCUCUGAGAAAACGGUCCGCGCUCCAAUUUUUGAUCGACGAUUUUGGUGAUUUCCCAACGAAAACUCAGGGAAAGAAGUUCUCUGAGUAUUUCUCGGAUAUAAAUGAGCUAAUCGCGAUCCUAGACGAUUUGAUCUCCAAGUGGAAAGGACGACAGGAUCCCGACGAUCCGUCGUCUGAUCGCGACGAAGCUGACGAUUUACCGGAUUCACAUACGUGGUGGAAAGACUAACUUCAAACAAGUAGUUCGAAGUAAACUAAAUUCAUCAGGCGACUAAAUAUUUCCUUGUGCGCGAGCUAGCUCAAAUAACUAAUUAAGUAUAAUAUAUUUACUUAUUAAAAAUGGAAGCAGUCAGCAGAUACGUUACCGGCUGCGGACGGAUGUAGAAAAAUAUUGAAAAUAAACGAGUUGUAUUUUUGUAGCUUUAUUGAAAUUAGGUAUAAUGACUUACACAAUUGAAUUGAUACAAAUUUCAUGUAAACUCAGGCAAUAAAUAAAAUGGAAACAGAUUUACAAUCAUAAUAUUAUAUUGUGUAUUCAAAUUACAGCUCAUUUUGUGUCUGGAUCUCAAUUCGGUA